CCCCGCACCAACCUCCUCCGUCGUCCUCUCCCCCGAAUCAGCUGGUCUCUAGCUUCGAUCGGCACUGCCCCGAGAGGUAAUUGCAUCGAAUUACUCCUCCACUUGAUCAGGUCCAACAUUACAAGCUCGAUCGAUACAACAGCUAGGAAUUUCACGUGUGCACUUGUUCGUACCAAGUUGUGUGAAAAUUUUUCACGUUUGUGACAUUUUCCGUCCGUUUGUUCGCGGCGGAAGUCAAUUGGUGUCCGUCGGCAAUGCAGGAAGCGCUUGUCUCCCCGGUGCGCUCGGCAUUGGAGCUCAAGCCGUUCAACUUCGGAGACCAGCGGCUCGCGUCCUCGCCGCGCUACCUCCCCAGCGGCGACGACGCCCUGUACCGCUGCUCCUCCCCCUUCAGCCCCAGCUUCGGGUUCUCCUCGCCGUCGCCGCUAGCCACCUCCGUCUCGCUCUCGCCGUCCUCCUCCGCCUCCCUCGUCGAUGACGGCGACGACGGAGGAGCGGCCGCCGACGCCACGGGGCAGCGGCUCCAGCUCGCGCGCCUCGCGCUGCAGUACCAGGAGGUGGCCGACCGCUACGAGCUUUGCCUCUCCCACCUCGCCGAGGCCGCCGAAGAGGCGGCGGCGCUCCGUCUUGAGAACGCCGAGCUCCGCGUCACCAACAGCGACCUCGCCCUCCGUCUCGCGCUGCUCAGCGGGAAGCAUACCGCCGCCGUCGCCGUCGCCGACGAGAUCCGUCGGCUCCGCCUCGGCGAGCAGAAGGUCGCGGCCGCCACCAAGGAGCGCACGCCCGAGAAGCUCGCCGUGCUGCCGAAGAGCAUCUCCGUGCGGUCCACAAGCUACCUCAAGCUGAACCAGCAAUCCCAGGCCGCCACCGCCACUUCGGCGGCCCCCAACCGCAAGCCCCGCACGUCGUCGAACCCAACCAACCCCCCGAACUCGCGCGCGUACGACGGCGGCAAGAAAGGCGACGAGCAGAAGGCGCAACCCGCGGACAGCGGCGCGGAGCUGGAGGUGUACAACCAGGGCAUGUUCAAGACGGAGCUGUGCAACAAGUGGGAGGAGACGGGAGACUGCCCCUACGGCGACCAGUGCCAGUUCGCGCACGGCGUCACCGAGCUCCGCCCCGUCAUCCGCCACCCUCGCUACAAGACCGCGGUGUGCCGCAUGGUGCUCGCCGGCGACGUCUGCCCCUACGGCCACCGUUGCCACUUCCGCCACUCGCUCACCCCCGCCGAACGCCUCCUCCUCCGAUCCUAGCUAAAUUAAGGCAGUGCGCGGCCAGUCUUUUGCACCACCUGGAUGGUUUAUUGCUUUCGCAUGUAUACUAUAUACGAUUAUACACACGAAAAUGUACAAAAAUACGAACAUCGUAAAUAACACAUAAGAGGUACGUACAGGGUACAGGAAGCCAUAUGGUAGAGCUAGUAGCACCGAUAUUGUAAUGUGAAUAUCCACAAACAGGAUUAGUGUUUUCGUCAGCUCGAUCGGGUUCAGGGACUUCAGAUUCGUCAGUUUGUUCAUAUUCUGUUCAGAAGACGUGGUACUAUAAGGCCCGUAAGGACGUGGAUUCGCAAGUACUACUUCAAAAGUGCAGGUGUGAAAUCCCCAGAAAGAAAUGUGGCUGACGACUGUCAUUUUGUUGGUGUCAUGAGGCUUUUUAUUAAUGGUAUAUAGAGGCUCUUUGAUAGUUUGAUUUCUUCAUACUCGACCCAUUGCUGUUACUGCAAUUUUCCGUUGAAAUGAACAGUGAUUUUUGCGGUA
Molecule: messenger RNA, 1757 nt
Organism: Oryza sativa Japonica Group (Japanese rice)
Lineage: Eukaryota; Viridiplantae; Streptophyta; Magnoliopsida; Poales; Poaceae
Source: RefSeq, a predicted model, not a curated record